Molecule: messenger RNA, 2166 nt
Organism: Impatiens glandulifera
Lineage: Eukaryota; Viridiplantae; Streptophyta; Magnoliopsida; Ericales; Balsaminaceae
Product: protein FREE1-like
Exons: 10
Coding region: 220-1986 (588 amino acids)
Biological process (GO): intralumenal vesicle formation; multivesicular body assembly
Cellular component (GO): ESCRT I complex; late endosome membrane
Molecular function (GO): metal ion binding; ubiquitin binding
Source: RefSeq, a predicted model, not a curated record
CGACGACCACGGGAUUAUUAUUAUUAUUAUUGCAUUCUCUCUCUCUCUUAUUUGAAGAAAGAAACUUCUUCUUCUUUUUCUCGAUCAUAAUUCUCGAUUAUCAAUCAGAUCGAUCGAUCGGCGAUUUCUCUUUUCAGCUGCUGCUUCUGCUGCUGCAAAUUCGGAUUACAAUUCACAGUCUUUUCAAUCUACAAACAAGCAAACAAAGGAGAGAAGAAGAUGAAUCAAAGCGAUGCAGCAAGCUCUCCCUUUUAUCAAUAUUACAACAAUUCCCACUUACACAAUCCUAACCCUAACCCUACCACUCCCACCACCGACGCCCAUAUGAAUUCCAACUCCUCCUCCUCCUUCCCAGCUACAUUCGCUUCUGCCCCUCCGUUCUCCUCUUCUUUCGCUCCCUCCGAUCAUCAUCAUCAACAAUCGCCUUACUCAUCUUCUUCCUCCUCUGCCCCUGCCUAUCCUCCUCAAUACGCUCCCCCCGACCACGCCUCCUUCCACCCCAAUCCUACUUCUCAUUUACCCAAUCCUCAUUAUUCCGCCCCUCCUCAACUCGCUCCCCAACCACCCCCCUACAAUCCUUACGAUCAGACUUACGGGGGUCCAUCAGUCAACUAUACCCACCAACAACAAAUUCCUCUUUACGAUCCCAAUCCCAAUCCAAACCCCAAUUCAACUACUUCCAACACUUCUUCUUAUUCAACCAAUUUGUAUCCCCCUCCCCCGCCCUCUGAUUACGGGAAUUCCUAUCUCACUGGAUCGAAUUACGGCAACUAUGUCGAUCAAGGGAUGCACGGAGGAGGCGGUGGUGGUGGUGGUGAGAUGCGGUCAGAAGUAGCUCCACGAUACGAUUAUGGAGGAGGGUUACAGGAUGGUGGGACUGAAAGUGGUGUUUAUCGUUACAGUGGAUCUAAGACGGAGCCCUAUGGUGCGAGAGGGACUGGCAGUGCCAGCAGCGGCGGCUCAAAGUCUUCUUCUGGUGCGCUUUUUGAUGAUUAUGGGAGACCGAUUGCGUUUGGGGAUAGGAAACAGCAGCAUAAUUCACUGCCACAGUCCGCCAAGAUUGUCAAGGCAGCCCCAAAGGUAGAGUCCCAGCAGGAUAUGGGUAGUGGGGUGCUGAAGUUCCGUGUCAAGCUCUUGCAAGAAAGCGCAGGACAGAUCGACAUGGAUAUACUUUGCCAGAUUGGUUUGGAUGGGAUUCGGCUUCUUGAUCCUACAAAUUACAGGACUUUAAGAAUUUAUGCACUUGAUAACAUCACAAGAUGGGAUGUCCUGGAUUCUUAUAUAUUUGCCUUUUGGGCUAAGAGCUCAGUGGAUGCCGAUGCUAAACGUAUCCGACUAAAAUCGAACAGCUAUACCACGAACAACAUUCUGGAUGCAGUAACAGCGGCCAGCAUUCAGUUCAAGGAGAUUGGUAAUAGUUUCAAGUCUCCUGAUCCCAAGGGCUCAGAUCAACAAUCUGAGAAGAAAAAGGGGUUAGUUGAUUGGAUGAAUAUUAUUAAACCAAAAAUAGAGGAGAAAGAUCAUUGGGUUCCUGAUGAAGCAGUUAAAAAGUGCACCUCAUGUGCUGCUGAUUUUGGGGCUUUUAUGAGAAGGCACCACUGUAGGAAUUGCGGAGAUAUUUUCUGUGACAAGUGUACCCAGGGAAGGGUCACCCUUACUGCAGAUGAUGAUGCCCAAACAGUUCGAGUUUGUGACCGCUGCAUGGCGGAAGUUACUCAAAGGUUGGCUAAUAGUAAGGAUAGAGCUGCCCAUGUUUCCCCAUUGCAGAGCCAUGAGGAUUUGGCUAGAAAACUCAAGGAAGAAAUGGAGAAGAAUCGCAGGAGCUCUACAGGCUUCAAGUCUGAAGGAGGAGGGUCUGGAAAACGAAUGAAAGAAGUUGCCUGCCCAACAUGCACAGUUCAUUUGCAGGUACAAGUUCCAGCUUCUGGUUCGGAAACGAUAGAGUGCAGUGUUUGUCAACAUCCAUUUCUUGUCAAUUCAUAUUGAUUGAUCUUCAAAUUUCACCUGCCUUCAAGUUUGCUUGGAAAAAGAAUGAGAGAAUCUUGUUUUUUCUUGUUAUUAUUACUACUUAUUGAGCUGUGUGUGUGAAUAAGGAUUAUUACUUAUUACAAUGUUUCUUCAAUCUCUCCAUACUGUCAUCAAUAUUAUUAAGGUCACUUUUUAGUU